Messenger RNA from Phalaenopsis equestris, 4371 nucleotides. RefSeq names its product ABC transporter B family member 1. The transcript has 7 exons. NCBI's taxonomy places the organism in Eukaryota, Viridiplantae, Streptophyta, Magnoliopsida, Asparagales, Orchidaceae. Gene Ontology annotation, biological process: transmembrane transport. Gene Ontology annotation, molecular function: ABC-type transporter activity; ATP binding; ATP hydrolysis activity. Bases 75 to 4154 code for a protein of 1359 amino acids. The record is from RefSeq and is a predicted model, not a curated record. Gene Ontology annotation, cellular component: membrane.
GAGUGGAGAAAAGAGGGAGUGAGGGAGUGAGGGAGUGAGGGAGUGAGGGAGAGGGGUGCGGUGUUGAUGGUGCUAUGGCUGCAAUGUCGCCGGAGCAUUUGAGCCUCCCAGAGAUGCAACGAUUCCAGCUCUGUUCGCCACCCCACUCUCCCAGCCAGGAGGAAUUGCAUGCCAUUGAGGUCUCGGACAAAGUGCACCGGGAAGAUAGCAAGGUAAAAGCUUCAAAUGCUGCGCAGUCCGCAGCUUCAGAGAUGGAGUCUCCCAGCGGGAAGAUGGAAGAAGAGGGGGUUACAGGGGAAGGAGCAGAGCGUGGUGGAACCAACCGCGGCGGAGGGGAUGAGAAGCCUGCACCGCCACUGCCGGCGGUGAGCUGCAUCGAGCUUUUCAGGUUUGCAGAUGGGCUGGACUAUGUGCUGAUGGGCAUUGGCACAGCCGGAGCCAUUAUUCACGGCUGCUCCCUGCCGGUGUUCCUCCGAUUCUUUGCAGAUCUCGUGGAUUCCUUCGGUUCCAACGCCGACGAGCCCGAUACCAUGGUUCGAGAAGUCAUCAAGUUUUCAUUCUACUUUCUUGUCGUCGGUGCCGCCAUUUGGGUGUCUUCUUGGGCUGAGAUCUCUUGCUGGAUGUGGACGGGGGAGCGACAGUCUACGAAGAUGAGGAUAAAAUAUCUGGAGUCGGCGCUUAACCAAGACAUUCGUUACUUCGACACCGAGGUCCGCACCUCGGACGUCGUCUUCGUCAUCAAUGCCGAUGCAGUCAUCGUUCAGGACGCGAUCAGCGAGAAGCUUGGGAACUUAAUUCACUACAUGGCUACUCUGGUUUCCGGUUUUGUCGUCGGUUUCACUGCAGUGUGGCAGCUGGCCCUCGUUACACUAGCAGUGGUUCCCCUCAUCGCGGUCAUCGGGGGUAUCCAUACCACAACGUUGGCCAAGCUCACUUCCAAGAGCCAGGACGCGCUCUCUCAAGCCAGCAACAUUGCAGAGAUGUCACUAUCGCAGAUCCGGACGGUGCAGUCGUUCGGCGGUGAGUCCAGAGCUCUCCAGGCGUACUCGGAGGCGCUGAAGGUGGCACAGAGGAUUGGCUAUCGAAUUGGCUUCGCAAAGGGCAUCGGUCUUGGCGCCACGUACUUCACCGUCUUCUGCUGCUACGCGCUCCUUCUCUGGUGCGGUGGAUACCUCGUUCGCCAUCACCACGCCAACGGCGGCUUAGCCAUCUCCACCAUGUUUACGGUCAUGAUCGGGGGACUGGCUCUAGGCCAGUCGGUUCCAAGCUUAUCCUCCCUUGCUAAAGCCAGAGUUUCCGCAGCUAAGAUAUACAAGACAAUCAAUCACCGGCCGGAGGUCGACCGCAACGCGGAGACCGGGAUGGAGCUCCAGUCAGUCACCGGUCACGUGGAGCUUAAAAACGUCGACUUUGCCUACCCUGCUCGGCCGGAGGUCCAAAUCCUGCGAGAUUUCUCCCUCACUGUCGCUGCUGGUAAGACCCUGGCUCUUGUCGGGAGUAGCGGCUCCGGUAAGAGCACUGUCGUGUCCCUCAUAGAAAGAUUCUACGAUCCCAAUUCAGGGCAAGUGCUGCUCGAUGGUAACGACAUAAAGGAACUGAAGCUGAGAUGGCUAAGGCAUCAGAUUGGGCUGGUUAGCCAGGAGCCAGCUCUGUUCGCCACUUCAAUCAGAGAAAAUCUUCUUUUGGGAAGGGAGGAUGCAUCGCAGGUACAGAUAGAAGAAGCUGCUAGGGUGGCCAAUGCCCACUCUUUCAUCAUAAAGCUUCCGGACGGCUAUGAUUCACAGGUUGGGGAGAGGGGAUUACAGCUAUCGGGCGGGCAGAAACAGCGGAUCGCAAUUGCGAGGGCGAUGCUGAAGAAUCCAGCGGUACUGCUGCUUGAUGAGGCGACGAGCGCGCUCGAUUCGGAAUCCGAAAAACUUGUACAGGAAGCAUUGGAUCGGUUCAUGAUCGGCCGCACCACGCUCAUAAUCGCCCACCGCCUCUCCACCGUCCGCAAGGCCGACCUCGUCGCCGUUAUUCAGCAGGGGAGUGUGGCGGAGCUUGGCACCCACGAGGAACUCAUGCUGCGGGCAGACAAUGGGCUCUAUGCUCGCCUCAUCCGCCUACAGGAGCAGGCUCACGAAACCGCGCUCAUCAACGCCCGGAAAAGCAGUGCUCGGCCAUCCAGCGCACGAAACUCUGUGAGUUCGCCCAUCAUUACACGCAACUCCUCCUACGGCCGCUCCCCCUAUUCGCGACGCCUGUCCGACUUCUCCACCACAGAUUUCACUCAUUCCUUCGACCCUGUUCACUACCGGUCGGGGGAGAAGGUAGGGUUCCGUGAUCAGGCAAGCUCGUUCUGGCGGCUCGCCAAGAUGAACUCCCCAGAGUGGGCUUACGCGCUCAUUGGCUCCGUUGGCUCCAUGCUAUGUGGCUCCAUGAGCGCAUUCUUCGCCUAUGUCCUUAGCGCGGUACUCAGCGUCUAUUAUGCCCAGGACUACGCUUAUAUGCGACGUGAGAUCGCCAGGUACUGCUACCUCCUUAUCGCCGUCUCCUCCGCCGCUCUGUUAUUCAACACGCUGCAACAUUUCUUCUGGGAUGUGGUAGGCGAGAACCUAACCAAGAGGGUCCGGGAACAGAUGUUCUCCUCUUUUCUCCGGAACGAAAUCGCCUGGUUCGACCGCGAUGAAAAUUCGAGUUCCAGGACGGUAGCUAGACUCUCACAGGACGCCCAUAAUGUGAGGUCCGCCAUCGGGGAUCGGAUAUCAGUGAUAGUGCAAAACAUUGCGCUCCUGCUCGUCGCCUGCACGGCAGGGUUCGUCCUUCAGUGGCGCCUUGCCCUCGUUCUCAUUGCCGUAUUUCCCGUCGUAGUCGCCGCUACCGUGCUACAGAAAAUGUUUCUCAAAGGCUUCUCCGGGGACUUAAAAGGCGCACACGCUAGGGCCACGCAAAUCGCCGGGGAGGCAGUGGCGAAUGUACGGACGGUUGCGGCAUUCAAUUCGGAGGCCAAAAUCACUGAGAUUUUCACGGCAAACUUGGAGGGCCCGCUGCGGCGGUGCUUCUGGAAAGGCCAGAUUGCCGGGAGCAGCUACGGCGUUGCGCAGUUCCUCCUCUACGCUUCCUACGCUCUUGGGCUAUGGUACGCGGCUUGGCUGGUGAAGCAUGGGAUCUCCGACUUCUCCAAAACCAUCCGGGUUUUCAUGGUCCUAAUGGUAUCCGCGAACGGCGCUGCCGAGACACUGACCCUCGCUCCAGACUUCAUCAAAGGGGGUCAAGCCAUGAGUUCCCUGUUUGAGGUCAUCGACCGCAAGACCGAGAUCGAACCCGACGACAAAGAGGCACCCCAGGUGCCGGAGCGCCUCCGCGGGGAGGUGGAGCUCAAGCACGUGGACUUCGCCUACCCAUCGCGGCCGGAUUUCCCAGUACUCCGCGACCUCACUCUGCGUGCCCGCUCUGGCAAGACCCUUGCGCUGGUUGGACCCAGCGGAUGCGGGAAAAGCUCCGUCAUCUCACUCAUCCAGCGCUUCUACGACCCAAACACCGGCCGGGUUCUGGUGGACGGGCGGGACAUUCGCAAGUAUAACCUCCGAACGCUGCGGCGGGUGAUGGCGGUGGUGCCGCAGGAACCGUGCCUGUUCGCCGCCACCAUUCACGACAAUAUUGCGUACGGGCGAGAGGGGGCAACAGAAGGUGAAGUCAUCGAGGCAGCAACUGCGGCAAACGCUCACCGUUUCAUAUCUGGGAUGCCGGAGGGGUACCAGACGUGGGUUGGGGAACGCGGGGUGCAGCUCUCAGGAGGACAGCGGCAGCGGAUCGCCAUUGCGCGGGCGCUGCUCAAGAAAGCGCCGGUGUUACUGCUCGACGAGGCUACAAGUGCGUUGGACGCAGAGUCGGAGCGGUGCGUGCAGGAGGCGCUGGAUCGAGCCGCCGCCGGAAGGACCACUGUCAUGGUAGCCCACCGGCUUGCCCUGGUUAGAGGUGCUCAAACUAUCGCAGUUAUUGAGGAGGGGAAGGUUGUGGAGCAGGGAUCACAUUCUCACCUGCUAGCGCAGCAUCCAGAUGGCUGCUAUGCUCGGAUGCUGCAGCUGCAGCGUUUGUCGCACGGGAUUGUGUUGGGUGCUGCUGUGGCUGGGCAAAUUUCAGUUGCAUCUACGAGUGCAAGGGAGGCCGAGUAGUCAUCCGUUGCGCGAGGAAUUUUGUACGUCAACGGUGAAUCUACUGUUCCGUUUUUCUUUUUCCUUUUUUUUUUCUUUACUAAUGGUUAAAAUAUUACUUGCAUUUGGAGUGCUAUAGAGAAAUGCUACAUGCAAUGUAGGUUUUUUUUUGGUUUCUAUUGUUUGAUGUAACACAAAUAGAGACUAAAAGCAUAUGAUAUAUGAUUUUGCAAUGAAA